Messenger RNA from Condylostylus longicornis, 5706 nucleotides. RefSeq names its product syntaxin-binding protein 5 (gene Tomosyn). Gene Ontology annotation, cellular component: cytoplasm; plasma membrane; SNARE complex. The transcript is spliced from 21 exons. The coding region runs from base 18 to 4403 and encodes 1461 amino acids. Gene Ontology annotation, biological process: regulation of protein secretion; regulation of exocytosis. The record is from RefSeq and is a predicted model, not a curated record. Lineage: Eukaryota; Metazoa; Arthropoda; Insecta; Diptera; Dolichopodidae. Gene Ontology annotation, molecular function: myosin II binding; syntaxin binding; GTPase activator activity.
UUUUACUUCUUUUAAUUAUGACAUUUCGCCAUGGAUUUCCACAUUCGCCCACAGCCCUAGCAUAUGACUCUGUGCAAAAAUUAUUAGUAAUUGGUGACAAAUCUGGAUCACUUAGAAUACUUGGACGCCCAGGUGUAGAUCUUCAUGUAAGACAUGAAGGUGAUUCAGCAUGUGCAGUUAUAACAAUAGAAUUUUUAGUGAAUGAAGGUGCUUUAGUUACUGCCACUGCAGAUGAUACAUUACAUUUAUGGAACUUUCGACAAAAAUUUCCACAAGUAGUACAAAGUUUAAAAUUUCAAAGAGAAAGGAUUACCUGUAUACAUUUGCCUAUCGGAAGUAAAUGGUUAUAUGUUGGUACCGAAAAAGGAAAUAUCCAUGUUGUACAUAUAGAAACAUUCGCUCUUAGCGGAUAUGUGAUUAAUUGGAAUAAAGCAAUUGAAGUUACUAGAACAACACAUCCUGGUGCUGUGGUCGGAUUAUGUGAUAAUCCAUUAGAUGCCAAUAAACUUUUAAUUGCAUUUGAAAGUGGUCAAAUAGUACUAUGGGAUAUGAGAGGAAAAACAGCUGAAAUGCGUUGGCACUCUGCUGAACCAUUAAGGUCUAUUGCAUGGCAUCAUGAAGGAAAGCAUUUUGUGUCAUCACACACGGAUGGGUCUUUAUGUACAUGGCCAUUAAGACCAUCUCCAAAACCACAGUUCCAUAGCUUUCCUCACGCAAAACCAAAUAAAGAUGGCAAAGUGGAGGCUUGUAAACCAAUUCAUAAAGUGGAUUUAAGGACGGCUAGAUCUGGUGAUACUUUUACAAUUUUUUCUGGCGGGUUGUCAAUGGAAAAAGGUGGAAAGUCGCCAUGUAUAACAGUAUUAAAUGGUAGAUCUACUACAGUUUUAGAAAUGGAACAUCCAGUGGUGGAUUUUGUAACAAUGUGUGAAACUCCUUGGCCAAGUGAUAUGCAAGAACCAUACGCAAUAGCCGUGUUAUUACAAAAUGAUUUAGUUAUAAUAGAUUUAUUAACACCCGGUUUUCCCUGUUUUGAAUCGCCUUAUCCUAUGGAUUUACAUGAAUCACCUGUUACAUGCUGCACAUAUUUAGCCGAUUGUCAAUCAGAUUUAGUUCCAGCUUUUUAUUCGGUUGGUCGCACAUCAACUAGUCGUAAAACGGGCUUCUCUGAUCGUGAAUGGCCUGUAUCAGGCGGUGAAUGGUCACCAGCAUCUUGUAGUUAUUCUGAAAUUGUUAUAACCGGCCAUCAAGAUGGCUCCGUAAAAUUUUGGGAUGCUAGUGCCGGUUCAUUGCAAGUUUUAUAUAAAUUAAGAACUGGAAAACUUUUUGAAAGGCCACGAGCCCGUUCAGUUGAUAGUAGCGACGAGGAUCCAUUAGCUGUACAUAUUGUUUGCUUAUGUGCUGAAACUAGAAGGUUGUGUAUUGCUGGUGCUAGUGGUCAUGUGAUUUUAUUUAAAUUUAAAAAAACUGAGAGUUCAUCAGAAAUUUUGGUAUUGGAAAUACCAAUAUCAUAUGAAAGUUUCGAAGAAGGUGAUGUUAGCCCGGAGUGUGAAUUUGUACCACGAGCAGCCCCAAAAGUCCCGGAUGCCAUUGAUAAUGAAAAAAAGAAUGAUGGUAUGCUAAAGGUUAGACCCGGACCACAAAGAAAACCUCCGGGUUUUCAAGCACAACUAGUAUGUUUGACGCCUUGGACAACGGGUAGCCAUCCAGGGCAAAUAACAUCACUAUCAAUUAAUUCUAGUUAUGGACUAAUGGCCUAUGGCAAUGAAUAUGGUAUUGCUGUUGUUGAUAUUAUACAAAAAGUUUGUCUUCUAAAUGUGGCUAGUCCCGAUUUAUAUGGGGCUCAAGAUCCUUACUCAAGGGUACCCAAGAGCCCAAAACGUAGUGAUAAUAACAAAGACGAGCAAGCUCGUUCUCCUAGCAUAGAUCAGUUUGACAACUUAUUAUCAGCAAGCCCACAAAAAGUGCCCCUUACAACACAAACAUCUGUUACAACAACAGCUACGAACUCAUCGACAAAUGUAACAAGUGUUACUUCUUUGCAACCGUCCUCUUCCUCAAUAAUACCUCAAUUAGAGACAAUAGCUGCAACACCAAUAGAGAAUCCCGUAGAUCCCUCAACCAGCGGAAUAUGUGUGCUUUCAACAUCACCUCCUUUACAAUUUCAAGGUGUGACCUCACCUCGCCCAGUGUCACCUGCUGCGGAAGUAUUUGAAACGGUUACUCCUCAAUAUAGUCCUUGCGCUGAAGAACAAUUAGAUGACCAGCCAGCUGUUGGGCAAUGUCGUCGGAAGUCUUCAGUUUGGAAAAACAUCAAUUUAAAACGUCGUUUUUCUAAGGUAAAAACAUGUAAGGCUGUAUCUACAGAAUCUCCGGUAGGAUUUCCAAUUAAACAAGCCGGUGGGUCCAAAUUUUACUAUGGAGUAGUGGAAGGAACGCCACUGUCACCAAUUGAAAUAUCGCCAGAUACACCACCGAAAUCACCAAGUAGCCAGCCAAAGUGUGAGUCACCAACCCCAAUUCAAACCCCAACUGAAAGUGACCUAGAUAAAGUAGAUUAUUUGUUUGAUCUAGAAAAUGAAAACAGUUUAGCUCAAUUAGAAGUUAAGCCCGAUCAAUCGUUAGAAACAACUUUAGAGCAACAACAUCAAACAAAAACAGCAACGAAUAGUAGUUCAGAUACAUCGGAAGCAACCAGCUUAACGCCAUCACAGUCAAAUUCCGACCAAAAUAUUGCGCAAAAUAUCACUAUUCAACAAAAAAUUAUUCCUGGGUCAGUGCAAUGUCAACAGGCAGCAAAAAUUCGUGGUAAAAAGGAACGAACAAUGUCACAACCAUAUUUUUCAAAACGAUAUGAAUAUGGAGAAGAACAUCAAGUUCUUGCUAAGUCAAUUUCAAAUACCGAAGGUUCCAAAUUAUCUCGGCCAUCUGAUUUACCAUUAUUUGAUCAAUACGGUGAGGGAAAUGAGUAUAACAACAAACCAUCAGUCCCGCCUCGUAUAAAAAAAAAAGAUAAGCGUGAACAACGUUUGAGAUCGGUGCCAAAUAUUAAAUAUGCUGUUAGAGACUUACGCGGGCGUACUGAAAAACAAGAUCCAACAUCUUCAUUCGCGGGAAAUUUAAUGAGAAGACUCAAUAAAUUGGAUAGCUCUUUUUCAAGAUCACGUUCAUCAUCAAUGUCUAGUUUAGAAAAUAUUUCAUCAGAGGCUGUCACAUGCUUAGCAUUCAGCGAUAGUUAUACAAAGAAAAGUGAUCCUAGUCUAUUAACGCCUACUUUAUGGGUUGGCACGAGUUUAGGUUCGGUUCUUACAGUUUCUAUAUCUUUACCGGAUGCUGACUGUCGAAACGCUCAACCAGUGCUUGUAUCAAUUUUGGGCGGACCAAUUUUCAGACUGAAAGGGUCAAUUUUAGCAAUGUCAUUUUUAGAUUGUAACGGAGCUUUAAUACCUUAUACAUCUGAUCCUUGGAAGGAAGAAGUCAAGCGGGAUAGGACACCAACAAAAAAUCCAAAUCGCAUGAGUCCAACUUUAGGUGCUAGUGGUGCACCUAGUGGAUUAGCAACAAGUACGGCUUGUGGCUCUGAUAAUUCAUCGGGCGAUAGACAAUUUAUAGUGAUUGCUAGUGAAAAACAAGCUAGAGUUGUAGCUUUACCUAGUCAAAAUUGUGUGUACAGGUUGCAAAUAACAGAAACUGAUUUUGUUGUUAAAGCCGAAAUCGUCAGUAUGAGAGAGAGUGUUUGCUUAGCGGCGUAUUUAUCAAAUGGUCAUAUAAUGGCGUUUAGUCUUCCUAGCUUAAGGCCGCUAUUAGAUUGUGAUUUUUUACCACUUAUUGACUUAAGCUUUCAGACAAAAUGUAAGCAAGGAAUUGUAGAUCCAAUGCUUUCAAUAUGGGGCCAGCAACUAAUUGUGCACGAGGAUACUAAUCAGAUUUCAAAAACAUUCUGCUUUAGUAAUAAAGGACAUGGACUAUAUCUUGCAACACCCACCGAAAUUCAAAAAUUUACAAUUUGUUCGGAAUUCUGUCAAUUCUAUAAUGAUAAUAUGAUGGGUGAACUAUUCGCAGCACAUGAAAUGCCUGAACCACCAAAGGAAAGUUUCUUCAAAGGAUUAUUUGGUGGUGGUAUCAGAUCGCUUGAUCGUGAAGAAUUAUUUGGCGAUCUAGCUGGAAAAGCAAAUCGUUCUGUUGCUAAGCAUAUACCAGGCUCAAAUCUUGAACAAUUAGGUCAAAGAGCAAGUACCGCAACAUCUGAAAUUAGUCGUGCACAUCAGUUAGCAAUGGAACGUGGUGAAAAAUUGAAUUUGUUGGAAGAAAGGGCUGAACGUAUGUCAAGCGCAGCACAAGAUUUCAGUGGUACAGCGCAUUCAUUAAUGCUAAAGUAUAAAGAUAAAAAAUGGUAUCAAUUGUAAAAAAAUAAAACAAAUAAUAGCAUAGUUAUAAUUCUAUACACAUAUUAUGUAUAUAAUAAUAUUUGUGAAAUUUCUUUUUGAUUUUUUUUUAAGAAAAAUCUUGUUUUCAUUUAUAUAUAGUCAAAUGUGAAACAUCUAACUAAUGUAAAAUACAUACAAAAACGCAUUAUAUAUUAGCAAACAGAAAAUUUAUUUAAUACAAUGUAAUAAUAUAUAUAAUUAAUAAGAUCAAACUGAAAAAAGCGUAACAAAAUAUUUUUCGAGUCAAAAAUUAAUAUAAAGAAACACAAUUAUAAAAUUACAAUUAAUAUAACAUAUAUUUUUACAAAAUAAUAUUGAACAAUAAAACAGAAAAUUACUGUCUUAUAUUUACGCAACUAUUUCAGAACAUAAAGUUAAUUAAAUUAUUGUUUUAGUAUUUUUUUGAAUUUUUAACGUUAUUUAUUGUUAUAUUUAUUGUAAAACUUUUGUUAAGUAGAAAAUAUAUUCAAUACACAAUUUCAAAAUACUAUUUUAAAUAUUUUCGUUAAAACUUUAACCGAAAAUUACGUGAAGGAAUCUUAGGGGAGAUAAAUUUUAUUUUUAUAUAAAAUUUUAUUUUUAAGAUUUGAGGCAUGCCAAAACAAAUAUUUACUUGUAUGAUGCAGAUUUUUGAAGUUGUUUCUAUAUAUCUUAAAAUUAAGCUAACCUUUUACAAAUUCUAACAAUUAAACUAAAAUAGAAAUUUCAAAAAUGUAAAAAUAGAAUUAUAAACAAUUAUAAAAGCAGAAUUUAUGUGUUUAAAAUUUGUGUACAAAAUCAGUUUUACAUUAUUUUCGUGCAGACUUUGCUUCCAAAUAUUUUAUUUAUCGAAUUUAGAUAAUUUACUAUAAAGUACCAAAUAAGAUAAACGCACAUUAAUUAUCAUUUAACAUUUUAUAAUUUUAUGUGCAUUCCCUUAUCAUCAAAUUUUUGUUUGAUUUGUUUGAUUUUAAGUAUAUGAAUAUUCACUUACUAAAAAUUACAUUAUCAAAUUUUUAUGCUAAAAGUAAUCUCAUAUGCAUGUUUUUAUUUUAAUCGGUUCUAAAGUGGAGGUACAAGAGUGCUGAAGCAAACUGAACUCAUCUUUCUAAAAAUAGCUCAUCUCCGCUUCUUUAUUAAAGUAAUCGGUUUUUUUUUGUAACUUCGGUAAUUGUCUGUAUUUUUUUAUUUAUCUCAUGUUUUUUCAAAAUGAUUAAAAUUUGCUUUUGGUACAUUGGUACAUACUGUGUCCGAUAUCUCGUUCAAAAAUAGAUUUGCUGAUCAAUGUGAUAUUUUUUGAUUG